AUAGGAGGGAAUUGGAUGACUGAAGGUGCUGUAAAUCAUAGAUGUCUACUUUUGAUUAUUGCCAUUCUUAGAACACAGUUAUGGAACAUGAGAUUUGGGAUAGUGAUGGCUGUACUACAUCUGAUUCAAGUGACUUGCCAGAUAUAGUUUCCUCUGAUGAGGAUUUGAAACCAUGGUUUCCUCCAAUCGAUCCACCACAGCUAAGCUAUGAAGUGUUGAUUCCUAAGAGAUGGUGUUACCUGAGGAUGUCCGUUUUGAAGCGGUACUGUCACAUUGUGAAAGUUCAGCUCCUGGGUCCAAUUCUUUUUGGCAGACCUCACUCAGAUGAACGCUAUAGGAACUGGGCAGCUGAAGCAGAGCUUAUCCAAUACGAACAUUAUGACGAACUGCGGGACCUUGAUCUCAAAACACUGAAGAUAAUCAAUCUUCUGGAAUCUGCACAUAGGGCUCUACUUGUAUAUGCUUUGAAGCGACCACUGCUGAUACAGUUUGUUCGUGUUGGUGAAAACCUCAUCCAGUGUUGCACUUUGGAAGAAGCAGUAAAAGUGGUAAAGCAGCAAACAAUUUUUCGGGAUGCCUUGAAGGUGUUGGCCUUUGGGAAUAAAAUGCAAGCAGCUACAGUCCUUGCUCUUACUGGUCUUCAUUAUUUCAGUCUUAUAAAGCAAUAUUCUAUUGAUCAUAAUGAUCUUUUUGAGCAAUUUGAAGAUCAGUGCUUUCAGGAAGAGGAGCGAGCAAAAAUAUUUCAGGAGCAUUGGGAAUCAGAUAUGAAGAAGCAACAUUAUGAAGCAGCAGUGAAGUCUUUGAAUGAGGCAAUACGAGUAUGUGCAUUUAAUCAUUUGCUGUAUGAGAAGAGAUCUUAUUGCUAUUUCCAGUUGUGUCAAUACAAAAAAGCAUGGAGUGAUGCCAAAAGGUGCAUUGUUCUGAGCCCUCAUUCCAUAGAGGGUCAUUAUCUAUUUUCAGGAGCACUAUGUGGAAAACGCUGGUACACUCGUGCAUUAAAGGCUAAUUCUUUAGCAAUUCAAAUAUGUCAACGGAAAGGGUUGAAUGUGAAGGGGUUGACGGAACAACGAGAAUUGAUCCAAAUUGAACAAUUACUUUCAUCAGAAGAGCAAGCAAUUGGGAAGUGGGAGACAGAUGACCCGAGUUGGAAGGACCAAAGCAGUGAUUCUCAGAGUUCUACAGUUGAAGAGGAUGAUGAAGAUGAUGACAAAUCAAGUGAAGAUGAUGACGAUGAUGUGAUUCCUACAGUGGAAUCUGUGGAUAUUUGGGUAAAAAAUACUAAGGAUAAUGAACAGAAUCAGAAAGCUGUACAUUUGGAUAUUCCUUUUUUGUCAAUGGACUUGAAAGCUAGCUGUUCUGACUCUGAAAAUGAUAGUGAAGACAAGUUAAAUGAAAAGCAUGAAUCAAAGAUAUCAUCUGAGCGUGAUCAUUCUGAUUCCGAGUCAAACUCGAGUUUGAAAUAUAAUCAAAGAGAUCUUGCAAAUCAAUCUAAUUCUUUAGAACCUGGAAAGCAAGAAAAAGCGGCAGAUGUAUUUGUAACCGAAAUCCCAUCGUUUCCUUCCGAGGAUCUUGGACAAGUCACAUUCCAACCUCCUGUAAAAGGUGCAUCCUCUUCCCUUGUGGAUCAUAAAACUGUUGUGUCAUCACCACCAGUGAAACCUAAACAGGACAUGUCCUCAACCUCUUUAUUCUCAGUAACACACCAACCAUCUUAUGAAAGUAAUUUAGUGUCUGAGGAAAUGGAAGAAACUAGCAGUGAUGGCAAGCAACAUAUGUUGUGCUUUCCCAAGGAAGUGCAGCAGGAACAGCAGAACAUGUUGGAAAUGAGCUCAGAGGUAAAAGAAAGAUUGCUAAAAUGCAAACUUAAAGAAGCUUCUGAGGCACUGAUGGCAUCUAAUUUUAGAAAUGCCAAGGAGAACUAUUUGAAUGCUCUGAAGCUCAUAAAAGAAAAGAAAGUGUAUAACUUGACUACCAUGGAGUACAUUCUCAUCGAGUAUGCCUGUGGAUUAUCAUAUCUAGGAAACAAUUUAAUUCAGGAUGUUUUGGAGGCUGAGCAACACUUUAUGAAAAUUCUCGAAGAGUUCAAGGAGGAAGAUUCAAGUCACUUCAACUGCCUCUCUUAUUAUGGUCUCAGUCGAGUCUAUCUCAAAUGGAACAGGUAUAAAGAAGCAAGAUCAACUUUAGAGAAGUCUCUUCGACUAGUUGAAAGUAAUUUAGUCCCAGGACUUCGAACAUGGCCAGGCACUGAUACUGUAAUUGAAGAAACCAGGGAUGGUGUACUGAAAGAGCUAUUGAAGUCCCUUCUUAAAGAAUGCUUGUGUUACCCACGGCCUGAAGCUAUCUGCCAUUAUGAAUUCUGUUAUACCCAUAAUAAAAAACGGGAAAUUUAUGCAUCCGAUCCUGACUUUAAGGGGUUUGUUCGAGUGCACUGCAGUGACAAUUGCCAUAUUGAGUACCAUUUAUACUGCUGGAAACGCUGCAAAAUUAAAGAACUCCAAGACAAAGUAGAAAAAGACAUUUUGGGUUUAGGCUGUCUUACCCCAGACUGUAUAGGGUGCAUAUGGAAAGUGGACAUUAUUCAGGACUCGCGGCAAAAAACAAUUGAAUGUUCAAAGCCAAAGAGAAAUAAAACAAGCCAUAAUCAAGAAACUAAGGCAUCAUCUAGCAGUUUUAACUUAAAGAAGAUUACCAGAAAAAAAGAAAGAAAGCAUCAAAAUACAGGAAAACAGCCGUCUAAUAUCCACCAGGAACAAACUGAUACUUUGAACAGAAAACCUGACCAGUGUGUUCUGAAGGAUGAAACAGUUGGAGCCAGAAAGAAAGAAGGGAAAGCUAAGGAUAUAGCACUUUCAAGUGAAUUGAUGAAGAAUGAUACAAUCAGAAAUUUGGAAACGACAGCACCUGAACUGAAUGACAACAGUUAUGCACUUUCUGAGAUGACAGAUUGUUACCAAUGGGCAUCCAAAGAAGAAAAGGUUCAAAACUCAAGCACCAAUACAUAUUUAGAUAAUGAAGUUCAAAAUACAAAUAACUUCAUAAAUUUGGAGUCACAUUUGAAUAAAAAGAAUAAAUACAAAACUAAAGAAUUUGGAACAUUGGAAUGCAAAGGUGAAGAACAUGUUACACAAUCUACAAACAGUAACCUAUUUCUGUAUAAAUCUCUCAGUCCAAUAAAUUCUCCACAUUCUACCUGGUUAGCAAAGGAACAAGCAAGCUCAGAUGAUUCUUCUAAAUCGCAGACCUUAAAAAUCAGCAGUGGACAAGCUGAAUAUACUGUUGUCAAUAAGAACAUGACAACUAGUGAUGUUGCAGUGCUGACUGACCCUAUAAAACCUUUUGAAAGCAAAGAGAAAACCUUCUUGUAUCUUUGCCAUGAGAACAUUCGCCUUAUGCAGAACUAUGAGAAGUCACAAAAAUUGUAUAAUCGACUUUAUGCUGACACUCAAAAUGAAAUUAAAACAUUCAGAGAAAAGUAUGAGCAACUUGUGUUCAAAGAGAAGAAAUUGAGGAAUGAGCUCAGAACAAUAAAGUUACAGAUGGAGGCUAAAAAAGAAAAAAAAUGUGACCAAAGGAAGUAUCAAUUACAAGAACUCAAUACUCUACAAGAAGAACUUAAAUCUACAAAGAAUAAUUUGGAAAGGUCCAAAAAAACUAUUCAUGAAAAAGAUACUGAAAUUCAGAAAAUAAAAGAUGAAAGGGAGAAAUGGAUCAGUGACCAGAAAAAAUUGCAGACAAUUUAUUCCACAAGAAAAGAAAAUUAUAGGCAAUCAGCCAACAGACUACUUUCAGUUGAGACUCAGAUUCAAGAAUGGAAAAAAUACACAAGAUUAUAUUUUUUGAAUCAUCUACUUCAGGAGGCUGUUGAAAAUGUAAAGUUUUAUACUGCACAAAAGAGUCGGAACGUUAAUUCUGCAGACAUCAUUGCUGCUUUUGACAUGUGGGAAAAAAGAAUGAAAGGAAUUCAAGAGCAAAUUGCUCUGUCCAACGCUGCAUCUUGGUCCCAGGAGGAUGGAAUAUAUAAUGAUGGUCUAUAUUCUGCAAAUUAUUUUAACUUGAUGCCAUCUCAAUACAAAUUUGAACAUCAAAAGUAUCCUGCAAAUCAACCAAGACAUUCAACAUCUCCUGUAACAGUUAAAAUGGGUCAGAAUGUUGCAUUUGCUGGAAAUUCUGAUUUCGUUGAAAGUGUCUGGCUUUCACCCAGAUCCAAGAAUAAACGACUUGAUGCGAAAACAUUACUGAGAACAGAGAAGAGCAUGUACAGAUCAGCUGCUUGGCCAUCCAGUUACUCAACAGUACCAACUAUGGAGUCUAAUUCGGGCCUUGAUUUGUUUGAUCAUAGCCAGUCUGAUCUUGAACUAGAAUAUAGGAUGGCUGGUCAAAAAAGGUCAUUUCCACUUCACCUUACCAGUGAUAGUUUGGAAAUGCAUGAUGUAUCAAUUGAACAAAAAUCAUUAACAAUCCCAGACAUUUCUCUUGCGACAUUACAAACAUCACAUGUCUCAGGGAAUCUUCAACAUCAUUUAUUUGAACCUUCUGACUCAACAGCUAAUUCCUUUAACAAGUCCUUCAAUCAUUUACAAUCUGCACAUGCUGUUGUCAAGCCCAAGAAAGAUUUGCAAGCUUUACACACCCAAAGGCCACUUGGUGAAACAUCCACUACGAUUAUGUCACCUGUUGGUGGUGGGUUAUCUAUUGCUGAACCAAGAUCAUCAUAUCAUGCAGUCAUGGAACAACUUUUCUUCAAAUUCCCUACAACAAGACCAUGUACCCAUCUGCUCCAGAAAUGUUUCCGUUUGCUUCCACAAACUAUGAUAAUCCUUUCCGCCCCAGCUAUCCUACUCUACAACCUGAUCUGUCACCAGCAACACGAGAGAAAUUCAGUAGCUGCCAGUCUGCGAGUGCAAAUCCUUCAUGUUUUGAAUCAUUACCUCUUGGAGAUUUGCUGGAGCUGGAAGGCAGUUUUGAUGGCCUGUAGAGUUGAAGAAAUGUCAGUUAAAUUGGAACAUAAGAUUCUUCGUGGACUUAGAUGUUGGCUGCUGGCUAACCUGCUGUAUUUUGGAAAUUUCUAUGCAGCUGAAACAAUCUGAAAUGUUUCUAUCGUAUCUGGUUUCUUUGCCUAUAGGUACAAAUAAUGAUAAAAUGACUGAUUAAAAUUCAAGUUGAUUCCCUGUAAAGGUGGUACUGUUUCUUUGUGAAUUGAAAUUGCAAUGCAACUUUUAAUAAACUGAUAAACUUUUUUUUUAAAA
This is a messenger RNA of Chiloscyllium plagiosum (whitespotted bambooshark), 5246 nucleotides long. RefSeq lists its product as uncharacterized. The record is from RefSeq and is a predicted model, not a curated record. Gene Ontology annotation, molecular function: protein binding. NCBI's taxonomy places the organism in Eukaryota, Metazoa, Chordata, Chondrichthyes, Orectolobiformes, Hemiscylliidae.